Messenger RNA from Uncinocarpus reesii 1704, 1050 nucleotides. RefSeq lists its product as uncharacterized. NCBI's taxonomy places the organism in Eukaryota, Fungi, Ascomycota, Eurotiomycetes, Onygenales, Onygenaceae. The record is from RefSeq and is a predicted model, not a curated record. The transcript has 5 exons. Gene Ontology annotation, biological process: protein phosphorylation; spliceosomal complex assembly; regulation of mRNA processing. The coding region runs from base 1 to 1050 and encodes 349 amino acids. Gene Ontology annotation, molecular function: ATP binding; protein kinase activity.
AUGGCACCUCGUCUCUCCGCUCUGACGUUCCCUACAACUGGCUUUGAUAUCAUUGACGCUUCUAAGAAAAUCGAGGAAGAGACCCUUCCAGCUUACAAACCGGAAAGCUACUAUCCAGCUCAGUUAGGGCAGAUCCUCAAAGACAGAUAUCAAAUUGUUGGGAAGCUAGGAUACGGCGGCUCUUCGACUGUCUGGCUCUCUCGCGAUUUAGCCGACUCUAAGCAUGUUGUGUUGAAGCUAUGUACAAACUCCACAAAACAGAACCGCGAGAUUGAGGUCUAUAAGCAUCUAGAGACCGUUCGCAUCGACGAACCCGGCAAAUAUAUCUAUCGAAAACUGUACGAAUCUUUUGAAGUGGAAGGGCCCCAUGGCACCCAUAUAUAUGUGCAAUCUCGAAAUAUGCUACUUGAUAUUGACGAUCCCAAGGUAUUUUCAGUUUUCGAAGAUGCUGAAACACAAGCACCAGCACCCAGGAAGUUCCUUGAUGAUCGAACGAUCUAUAUGAGCCGGCGACUACUACGAACACCGCGUCUCCCAAUGAUAACUGAUUUUGGCGAGGCUCGAAUUACCAACGGGAAGGACAAACUCCCAUGGGAAGAUGUAAUGCCUGAGGUCUACAGGGCGCCGGAAAUUAUCCUUGAAAUGCCCUGGGAUAAUAAAAUUGAUAUCUGGGGGAUCGGAAUGAUGUUCUGGGACCUUGCCGUGGGACGAACUCUUUUCAAAGCUAGAAACGAGGAAAGGUUACUGGAUGACUCGAUUCACCUUGCAGAAAUGAUCGCGAUUAUGGGCCCUCCGCCAAAGGAGUUUUUGGAGCGAGGGAAGAUGGGACGUUUCUGGUGGGACGAGAACGGUAAUUGGAGAGGUGCAUCUCCUAUUCCCGAUGUCUCACUGGAGAAACUAUCGGAGAAGAUGUAUGGCGGGGAAAGGGAAGGAUUCCUCGCAUUCCUUCGGCGGAUUCUCCGGUGGUUGCCUGAAGAACGACCGACCGCCGAAGAGCUUGUUUUUGACCCCUGGUUAAUGAAGGGCCUCUACGGUGAAGAAGAAAUGUGA